This is a messenger RNA of Tribolium castaneum (red flour beetle), 807 nucleotides long. Its product is annotated as NADH-ubiquinone oxidoreductase chain 5-like. The transcript has a single exon. The record is from RefSeq and is a predicted model, not a curated record. NCBI's taxonomy places the organism in Eukaryota, Metazoa, Arthropoda, Insecta, Coleoptera, Tenebrionidae. The coding region runs from base 112 to 807 and encodes 231 amino acids. Gene Ontology annotation, biological process: ATP synthesis coupled electron transport; electron transport coupled proton transport. Gene Ontology annotation, molecular function: NADH dehydrogenase (ubiquinone) activity.
CUUUUUCAGUCGAAGGGUGAUUUCUAUAUAAAUGUAAUUUCUUAUUUGGUGGUAUUAGCUGCUUUAACAAAAAGAGCUCAAAUUCCAUUUUCUUCUUGAUUGCCUGCAGCAAUGGCUGCUCCCACACCAGUUUCUUCUUUGGUUCAUUCUUCUACUUUAGUAACGGCAGGGGUUUAUUUAUUAAUUCGUUUUAAUUUUUGUUUUAAUGAGGGGUUGAUAUAUUUUUUAUUAUUUAUUUCUAGAAUAACAAUGUUUAUGUCUGGAUUAGGGGCAAGAUUUGAAUUUGAUUUAAAGAAAAUUAUUGCUUUGUCAACUUUAAGACAGCUUGGUUUAAUAAUGAUAAUUUUGUCUUUAGGAAGAUAUGAACUAGCUUUCUUUCAUUUGUUGACUCAUGCUUUAUUUAAGGCUUUGCUGUUCAUAUGUGCUGGGAAUAUUAUUCAUAGAGUUGGGGAUUUUCAAGACAUUCGGUAUAUAGGGGGUUUUAUUAAGUUUUUACCUAUGACUUGUGUUUAUUUUAAUAUUAGAAAUUUAUCUUUGUGUGGGUUACCAUUUUUAAGAGGAUUUUAUUCGAAGGAUUUGGUUGCUGAAAUUAUGAGAAUGGGUUACUUAAGAUUGUAUGUUUACUUAAUUUUUUAUAUUUCAAUUGGAUUAACUGUCUGUUACAGAUUUCGUUUGGUUUAUUAUUCAUUUGUAGGAAGAUUCAAUUUUUUAUCUUUGAAUAGUGUGUAUGAGGGUAGAGUUACAAUGAUUAAGGGAAUGGGUGGAUUAAUUUUUCUGGUUAUUUUUAUAGGAAGAAUAUUAAGAUGA